Molecule: messenger RNA, 6183 nt
Organism: Peromyscus maniculatus bairdii (prairie deer mouse)
Lineage: Eukaryota; Metazoa; Chordata; Mammalia; Rodentia; Cricetidae
Source: RefSeq, a predicted model, not a curated record
GGAAUAAUGAUAUAAUAGCAGUAGAUUGACAUCCUAUAAUUUAAAAGCCGGACUUGGUGUCUUUUCUGGGCUGGGCUCUGGAUUUAUUUAGGUUAUUUUUUGUGCUAACACAAAUCACUUCCUUUUCUGUCCACCACAAAUUUCUGUUGUGUCUAUAAGAAGACUGGUACAACUUAUUGUUUAUUUGUGAUCAUUUUUCUUACAGCUGAUUUGGCACAAAGGUUUUCUUGGAGAAAAAGUGCGUGAUUGAAGGAUGGCAGAAGCAGUCUUGAUUGAUCUUUUUGGUUUAAAACUGAACUCACAGAAAAACUGCCAUCAGACAUUACUGAAGACAUUGAAUGGUAUUCACCACCACCAUGCCCCCAAGGCCAAGUUCCUUUGCAUAAUGCGUUGCAGUAAUGUCACCAAAGAAGGGGAUGGUGAACAAGAUCUUGGUGACUGGGAAGCAGGAAAUGGAUUUUCACUUCUCAUGAGAGAAUUUGAGACUGUUAGUAACCCCAGUGUGGCUGCCUGUUUGUAUACAAUUAAACAAAAAAUUGACGAAAAAAAUCUGAGCCACAUCAAGGUGAUUGUACCCGAGCACAGGAAAAUGUUAAUGAAGGCUUUUAUCGAUCACCUCUUCACUAAGGUUUAUGAUUUUGAGUUUGAAGAUUUACAGGUAGCUUGGAGAGAGAACCUGUCGAAACCAUCCCCUGAAGUUAACGCACCCACAACUCAUCAACUGGAAGAAAUCCAGGGUGAAAUAGAAACAUACUUGAGAAGCCUGCCAGCUCUGAAAGGGGACUUAACUAUUAUCACAUCUCCUCUGAUUCCAGAUACCUUCAUACAUGGAUUUACCACAAGGACAGGUGGCAUAUCUUAUAUACCCACUCUUAGCUCCCUCAAUCUUUUCAGUAGUUCCAAACGCAGAGAUCCCAAGGCAGUUGUUCAAGAAAAUCUCCGUAGGUUGGCGAAGGCUGCAGGAUUUAAUGCGGAGAAAUUUUACCGCAUAAAGACCGACCACGCCAAUGGAGUGUGGGUGAUGGGGAGGAAGGAGCCUGAGUCUUACGAUGGAAUAAUCACCAACCAGAGGGGAGUCACAAUCACAGCCCUCGGCGCUGACUGCAUACCGAUCAUCUUUGCAGAUCCUGCCAAGAAAGCAUGUGGGGUUGCUCACUCUGGCUGGAAAGGUACCUUGUUGGGUGUAGCCAUGGCUACUGUGAAUGCUAUGGUAGCAGAAUAUGGCUGUAAUUUGGAAGACAUUAUUGUCAUUCUGGGACCUUCAGUAGGACCUUGCUGUUUUACUCUUCCCAGAGAAUCAGCGACCUCAUUUCACAAUCUUCAUCCUUCAUGUGUGCGACAGUUUGACUCAAUGAAUCCCUACGUUGACAUCCGAAAAGCUACCAGGAUUCUUCUAGAACGAGGAGGAAUUCUUCCACAGAAUAUUCAAGACCAGAAGGGAGAUCUUGACCUCUGCACAUCCUGCCAUCCUGAUAAGUUUUUCUCCCAUGUUCGGGAUGGCCUUAACUUCGGGACGCAGACUGGCUUCAUAUCCAUCAGAGAAUGAGGUUCUUGACUGGAACUUUGCGUCACCGUUUCCCGCAUCCUUCCCCACUGCUUGCCAAAGAAACUUUUGUAAACCAAGAGGAUCACAAAAGAUAAUUCAUCGUUAGGGUAUACUUUCACUGUUACCCACAGCCAGAUGAUCUUGGUUUAAUUCCUAUGACAACUGAGGAGAGAAUCAAUGUGAUAUUAUUCCUCAAGUUAGUUCUUUGUAUUUAUCUAUAAAUCAAGACCAGGUCUGUUUAGUUCAGUAUUUGUUGGAUGCCAACUUUUUUUAGGGAUGAGACUUAGCACAGUGAAUCAAAAUAAAGGCAACUUUUCCAUUUGAGUCAAAUGCAGUAGGAGAGAUAAUCACUUCUUUCUGAAUAUAUUUUUUAAUUGCCUUACGAAAGAGUAGAUUUCAUUUAUGGCAUUUUCAAACAUCAUGUUCUUGCUGAUCCUUCCCUCCCCCUCUCCCCGUGUCCCUUUCCACUCCCAGUAUCCCUUCUUUCAUGUCAGUGUGUUCUAUUACCCACUUCCUUGCUCACCCCUCUUUUCCCCUUAUCUUCCCUUUCUAGGUUCAACAUCUAUAACCAAACUUACACCUACAUAUAUACAUAUAUAUGCAUAUACAUGUAUGUGUAUGUAAGCAUAAACAUUAAAGGUUUCAUAUAUGAGAGAGAACACAUAAUGUUUGUUAUUCUGAGUCUGGAUUAUUUUGUUCAGCAUAAUAAUUCCAGAUCCAUCAAUUUUCCUAUAAAUUUGAUAAUUUCAUUGUGGUUAAAUAAAAUAGUGUAUGUACUGUAUUUUUGUUACCCAUUCGUUGAUGAACAUCUAGGCUAAUUUCAAUUCCUUGCUGUUGUGACUAGAACAGCAAUAAAUGUGCAUCUUUAAGUAUCUUUGUGGCAGGAUAUGGAGUCUUGGGUAUAUGCGCAGAAGCAGAAUAGUUGGGUCAUAAGGCUAUUCUGGUUUUGUUUGUUUUUAAAAAUAUAUUAUUCUGAGAAUUUAAUUCACAUAUACUGUGAAAUAUGAUCGUAACCAUCCUUCAUUUCCCCUCCAGCUCUUCCUCAGAUUUUCCCAGCAUGUCCCCUUCCCAGCUUCAUGUCCUCACUGUUGAUUUUUUGACCCCUCCGUGCUAAUGUCGAUAAUGGCUGUUGCAGCUUCCACUCCUACCGGCAGUGAAAACGGGUUCAGCUUUCACCACAUCCUCAACGGCAUUUGUUGGCAUUUUUCUUUUGAUAUUUUAUUUACUUACUUCUAAGUGUAUCGGUAUUUUCCCUGCAUAUAGUCUGCACACCACACGCGUGCAGUGACCAGAGAGGCCAGAAGAGAAUCUCUGUCCCCUGAGACUCGAGUUACAGAGGAGCUGUCCUGUGGGUGCUGGGACUCAAACUGAGACCGUCUGGAAGAGCAGCCGGUGAUCUCAGCCAUCUCUCCAGCUUCGUCAUUUUUUUUCUCUUGGGAGUAGAGAUUCUGACUAUUGCUAGGUAGAAUCUGAAAGUAGUUUAACUUUGAAGUCUGAUGGCUAAAGGUGUUGGAUGCAUUUUCAAUACAGAUCUGGACCUUUGUGGUUCUUUCGAGAACCAUCUGUUCAUUUCAUGCGCUCGUUUAUCGACAGGCAGAUUUAUUGUUUAGUUUGAAGGUUUUUGUAUGUUCUGGGUACUAAGCCCCUGUUUGAAGUUUAGCUAGCAAAGAUUCCGCACUGCUGAUAGUUCCUUUUGCUGUGCAAAAUCGGUUUUACUUUAUGUAAUCCAUUUGCAAAUUUUUGUGCUGUUAGAGUCCUAUUUUAAAACUUCUUCUAUAUGCUGAUUUCUCAGAAUGUUUCCCUCUAGCAGUAUCAGAAUUUCCGGUUAGGGCCUUUGGUCCACAGGAAGAGUUUGGUAGUAAUCCUGCUCUUUCUGUCUUGUGGGAAGCUUUGCAAUGUGGCUGCUAGAUCUUCCUAAAGAGACUGGUAGAAUUUAGCAGUGAAUCCACGUGGUCCUGGUCUUUCCUUUGUGGGAGAUUUAAUUAGCACUUGGAUCUCUUGCUUAUUAUAUGUCUAUUUAAAUAGUUCAUAUCUACUGGAUUUAUUUUUGAUACGUUAUUAUAAACCUUCUUCUUAGGAAGCCCUUGACCAUACCCUAGAGGGUCUGAUAGAUUGUGCUAUCAUUUUGCGUUUGAUCCUAGGAAUGUUUUAAAGUUCCUCUAUGACUUUUUCCCCCAUGAUUCACUAUUUAGUCUCCAAGCAUUUGUGUAGUUUCUGAAUUUCUCUUGAUGAUUUUUAAUUUUAUUAUGCUGUGGUCUUAUAAGAUACAAGGGUCAACUUCUUUCUUUCUUUCUUAUUUUAUUUUUUUGUAUUUGCUGAGGUUUGCUUUAUGGUAAAUUUUAGAGAGUGUUCAAUCCUUGUUCUGCUAAGUGUGUGUUCACUAUCUGUUGGAUGGACAACACUUAAUUCCAGUUGAUCUGUGGUAUAAUUUAGUUUUGAAGUUUCUUUGCUGGUUUUAGGUUGGAAGACCCCCACCUAAAUCAGAGAGUGCCAUUUCAACAUCUAUCAUCAUUAUCGUGUCAGAAUCUGUGUGACAUUCUAUGUCUUUCAGUGUUUGUCUUAUCAGACGUGUAGUCCUAAUACUCAAUGAAUAAUAUUUCCAGCUGUUAUAUCUCCCUGAGGAGCUGUUCCUUUGUUAAUAGGUAGUGGCCCUCUUUAUCUCUUCUACGUAGUUUUGGUUUGAAAUCUACCUCAUCGGGUACAAAAAUUGCUACAUAGCAUGUACACAGUUUCCAUUUGCUUGGUACAUUGAUUUUCACUUUUUGACUAUUUUUGGUUUGUUUUGUGGGUUUUUGUCUUUGCUGGCUAAGUGUGUUUCUCAGAGACAGUGGAUGUACCUUGCUUUAUUAAGUCCAUCAGUUAUUCUGUGGGGUUUUUUAUUGUUUAAUUGAGAUCAUUUGCACUUAAGAUUAUUUCCUGUGAUUUUGUUAGUUGAUUUUCUGGUUGGUUAGAUUAAUAGUAUUUCUGGUCUUCCCUCUCUGUUAGCAUGAGGGGUUUCUGGUUUGUUGUGCUGUACCUUAUUACUUCCUUCCCAACUCUUUUUGAUCACUCAUGGAAUAUAUUCUUUUCUGUGUUCUGUAGAUGAGACUUUGUUUUUCUUACAUAUAUAGUAUUCAUUUAAGAUUUUUCUGUGAUACUGCUUGGUUGUUACUAAUUGCCUUAAUUUUCCAUCAGUUUAAAAUUUUGUUGACAAUCAUUUACUUCCAGAGCUUGAAAUAUAUAAUUCCAUACAUUCCUGGCUUCAUGUUUCUUAUAAAUGAUAUGAUGUUAUUAUGAUGCUUCUCCCUUUGUAUAUGAGCUGGAAUUUUUCUCUCAUCUUUUAGCCUUUGCUUUGUGGUUAUGACAUUUGUGGCUAUGGUAUGUUGUGGAGAAUUUCUCUGGUUACAGCUAUCUGGGUUUCUAAAGGCCUUUUGUGUUUAGAUGUUAAUUUCUUUCUCUAAUUUUAGAGAAAUUUCUUUUAUAAGUUAAUUGAAUAAAUUGUCUCUGACUUUUGACUUUAUCUCAGCUCCUACUACUUCAUUAAUUCUUAGAUUUCUGUCUUUUGAAUGUGCCCCAGACUUUUGGGGAUCAUUGGUUGUUUGUUUUAAUCGUUAUAUGUGUCUGAAUGAAGUAUUGUCUCAGCUUAGUCUUCCCCCCUGAAAUUCAUUUUCCUAAUUGCUCCUGUCUGGUAGCGACGCUUUCUGAUGUGAUUUUGACUUGAUUGCUUCUUUCACUCCCAGAAAUUUUAGUUGGUUCUUCUCUGAUGUUUGUGCAUCCUUGCUGAAUAUUUCCUCCAUGUUUUAAAAUUUCUUAUUGAAAUAAACUGUUUCUACAACGAAAAUAUAAUUUUACAAACAGAUGAGUACUGAAGGUGGAAGGACUAGUUUUGCUCAGAGGUCAAGAGGGGGGAGAUAUUACAGAGAAAAUGACAAUUUGUAUGGGCCCAAAACAUGUACAAAUUUUUAAAGGGAGUUUUAAAUAUAUGUAUGUAUAUAUCGCAUUGUGUCUGUAUGCACAAAUCCAUGCCGUGCCUGCAGAGGACAGAAGAAGGCGUCAGAUCCCCUGGAGCUGGAGUUACAGAGUUACAGGGUAGCUGUGAGGCACCCAAUGUGGGUGCUGAGAACUAAGCUCCAGCCUUCUGCAAGAGCAGCAAGCACUCUAUCUACCUAGUCAUCUCUCUAGCCCCAUGUACAGAUUUUCGACAAAGUACAGUCACAGAGGGGAGAGAAAACAGGAACCAGGAAAUGAAACUGAAAGUGUAUAACUUCCCCCAACAGUGUAAGCAGGGCACUAGACGAAUAGCACAGAAAUAGAAUAGGAAGGAUCUCAUAUCAUGAAGAAAAUUUGCAGUUUACUUUUUUCGCCACAAGUAGGCAUCAAAAUAGAGGAUUUCCUCACGCCACAGCAUCCUGUUUAAUGAGAUGGACUCAGAGUGUGACUGACCAAAGAAGAGAGAUUGAAUAGAAAAUAGAAGCAGUGAGGAUAUUUUGUUUGUUUGUUUUCCAAGACAGGGUUUCUCUGUGUAGCUGGCUCUCCUGGAACUCGCUCUGUAGACCAGGUUGGCCUCGAACUCACAGAGAUCCACCUGCCUCUGCCUUCUGAGUGCUGGGAUUAAAGGCGUGGCGCCACCCCACCUAGCUUAGUUAGGAUAUUUUUUU